Messenger RNA from Harmonia axyridis, 1576 nucleotides. Its product is annotated as lipid storage droplets surface-binding protein 1-like. Gene Ontology annotation, biological process: positive regulation of triglyceride storage; lipid storage. Bases 158 to 1483 code for a protein of 441 amino acids. The record is from RefSeq and is a predicted model, not a curated record. Gene Ontology annotation, cellular component: lipid droplet; cytosol. The transcript has 8 exons. NCBI's taxonomy places the organism in Eukaryota, Metazoa, Arthropoda, Insecta, Coleoptera, Coccinellidae.
UUUUUUACUUGCUCCAUCCAUAACAAGAAUGAUUCAAUGUUCAAAAUUAUCAUUUAGAGGUUGAAAAGGGCAUCGUUUAUCUGAAGCCUGAGAUCUGUUUCAGUUUUAUACUCGACCAAAGUGCAGUGAAUAGAGUGGACGUCUUCUCUUAUAAGAAAUGCGUUCUCCCCAUAGUGGCCAGACUCCCUUCUGUCUGGAGAAUAUGGAAUCUUACAACAGAAUCAUGAGCAUUCCAAUAGUCACUAGUGGAAUGAAUAUCGCAGAAAAUAUGUACGGUCGAAUAAAGAAAACCAAUAACAUGCUUUCUUGGACUUUGGAUCAAGCCGAAGAUACCAUCAAGGCAGUCACCCAUAACCCUGCGAUUGGUCUACUAGAAACGCCACUGAAUACAAUUGACAAAGUCAUCUGCAAAAGUUUGGAUAUUGUCGAAAGUAAAAUACCAUCUAUAAAUCUACCUCCAAAAAUGAUCUAUUCGAAUACAAAAGACUAUCUAUCUGAAGUUAGUACAAAAAUCGUGAAACCUGUCCUGAAAAGAGCUGAUUCAGUGAAACAAAUGGGAAACACAGUUUUAACCAGCAAAUACACUGAAUAUGCUGCUGACAAACUGGAUGAUGCACUUGACGUAGCCGAUGCAUAUAUCGAUAAAUAUUUUCCAGAUCAAGAAGACUCGAAAUUGAGCAAAGAUAUUGUAUCUCCAACCAAUAAUAAUCGUGCACUCCAUACAAUGAAACACGUCGACAGAGUAUCAAAAAAACUGAAAAGAAGAUUAACCAAAAGAACACUCGAACAUGCCAAACUCAUCAAAGAACAAGGAACAGAAGCGAUUCACGUUUUGAUCUAUGUUGCAGAAUUGAUCUUUACUGACCCCAAACUAGCACUUCAGAAAGCGAAGGAACUUUGGGCUGAGCUCAGUAAGAACGAACCUGAAAACCAAGCUCGCCCAAAAAAUGUAGAAGAAUUAUUUGUUCUGGUGGUCAGAGAAUCCGCACGUUGUCUUGUUCACUUGAUCAAUUACUGUAGUACAGAAAUCACCAGAUUACCGAGAUUGAUUGUCAAAACUAUCGAAGGAACCAAGUCUAUUGCUGUGAGGAACACCCGCGCUUUGAUCCAGAGCUUGCCUUUGGAAGAAGUGGAUAAUUUACUUGCUGAUGCGAUGAAAUUCAUACGCCAGGAAAUCAAAUCAUUUACCUAUCAAGUACUGGAACAAGCUCGCUUGCCAGAACCAAUAACUCCAGCUCAACCAGUUACAAUAGCCUUGGCGGUGCCGAAAAUAGAAAUUUAUUCCAAAGCAGCCAACAGCAAAGCAAACAGUAAUUCCAGUACCCAACAUCGUCACCGCCAUCACAGCGAUCACCAUGGCCACCAAGGACACGCUCAACACGUGCAACUACUGCAUGAUCAACACACAGCCUCCGCACAGAAGAAAAAUGGUUCUCAUUCUUCUCUACAUAAGCGAGAAAGCUCUGAGUCGAAGGAGGAUUGACAUCAGUUGGGCAGAUUUCGACUGCUUGCUUAAUUUUUAUAAUCUUAUUGUGCUAUCAUUAUUAUUCAAAAUUAAAAUUAUUUUCUAAUGUUA